CCAGCAAUCCUGCCCACUCAUUCAUCUAAACUUGCAAAGAGCAAGACCAAAAGCAAUAGUCUCGCUUUCUUUCUCUUCUGAUCGCCUAAUUUGUUCGCACAAGUAAGAAACAUGGCUGUGGGCCCUCGAGCCUCUAAGGAAGAGUUUAUGCAAGCCCUAGGCUUGAACUCGCAUGAUCCGCAGCAUGAGCAGUAUUAUCGUGCAAUGAGGGACGAAGCAAUCCUAACCUACAACCACCUCAACGAAGACCGCUCCAACCUCCUGGACAGCGUCGCCGCCGACCCCUCCACCAAACCCCCGUACUUCUGGCAUCACAUCCGCCCCGAGCGACAACGGUGGGGGAUCCUCGAGAUCGCCCGGAAUGCGGGUCCCUUGACCCGCCCGCUGUUCGCUCGCGGGGCGGUCGUCACCUCCGCCGCCUCUCCGACCAAUACCACCACCGGGGGUGCGGCUGCCACAGGCCCAGGAGGAGGAGGAGCAGCGGGAGCAGCGGGAGGAGACACAACCGCCGCCGGCGGCGGCGAGUACGGACCCAACUGGGUGGCGGGGUGGUUGCUGUACAGCGUGUUUCGGUCCCGGGAUGUGCGGAAUAAUCGCAAUCGCAGGCGCGGCGAGGAAAGGGGUCGCUCAAAGUCGCCACAGAGACAACCACAACCGCAGAGUCAGACGAACAGUGGCGUCUCGGGCAAGAAGGAAUAUUAUGAUCCGGUGCGGAACGGGUGAAGGUGUGGUCAAUUAGCGAAAGUUGUGCGGAGUGAGCGACGAGGAUGGAAGAGAUGAUCGAUCAGG
This is a messenger RNA of Aspergillus brunneoviolaceus CBS 621.78, 789 nucleotides long. RefSeq lists its product as uncharacterized. The coding region runs from base 112 to 723 and encodes 203 amino acids. NCBI's taxonomy places the organism in Eukaryota, Fungi, Ascomycota, Eurotiomycetes, Eurotiales, Aspergillaceae. The record is from RefSeq and is a predicted model, not a curated record. The transcript has 3 exons.